AGUGUCAAUUGCAUUCAUAUAGAAGAGAUUUCUUCUUUUCUUUUAAUGUAAUUAUUUUAUUCCCAUGUUAAAAUGACAAAAGAAAAGCUUGUUACUGACUCAGAAAGAAAAAGUGCGAUACUAUCUAUAAGUAAGCGGUGCAUAUGAAAUGAAGUCAGUACUGUUACAACGAGAUUUGUAGGACGGACAACGUUGGAUAAUUUGAAAGACGAUCCACACAGGUAUCGAUCAGCUACUACGGGGCAUUGGCACAAUUUCAAUCAAAUAUUUACGUUUUAUACAAUUGGAAGUUUGUAUAACGCACUUCGCAUUAUUGUACUAGGAAGCAUUUGUUACUCAGAACAAUUUCUUUAUUCAAAAUAUCAAAAUGAAGAGCAAGUUACAACAACGUAAUAAAAGUUGGACAAAGUUAGCAAAACGAACUUGGGCGUUUGUUGCCUCUCUUUGCCUCUUGGCAAUUCCUCUAUCUGCUGGAGCUCGUAUACACCAGACCAGUGACGCCAGGGAAGAAGGAAAACUGAAAAUUGAUGACACCAGUCUACGCGGUGGACGUAAGCUUCACGAUGUCAGCGGACUUGUCGAAUUUCAAAUUGCACUCAAGAAAAUGAUUGAGGAAUAUAAACAACUACAACAUGAAUUAGAGUAUUGUAAGUCGACUAUGUCAACUGGAGGAACGACAACAGACUCAUCUCGCCAACGUCCACAUUCGUACGAUGACGUAGUCAGUGACCAAGACGAGAGAGAUAUUGACAUAGGAGAGAGAAAUUACUACGGUUGGAUGCCUUUUGGAAAAUGAUAGUUCGCCCAAACAGUGAAACAUUCUUAUUCGAUUUUACUUCGGACAUUCAAAUGAGAAUCAACGAGUUCCAGUCAAAUGUUAUUUAUUACUCUGUAUUUGUGUUGUUUUAAUUGGCAAUUUCGUAGCUGCACAAGAUCAGAUAAUAAUAUCUGACAAAAUGGCAAUGCGACGUGCGAUUUGAAGUACUAUCAAUUGGUAUUGUAAUAGCAUAAAACAAUUGUAAUUGCAUAUUAUUUAUCGUUUUUUUUUUCAAAUACAUUUUUC
Messenger RNA from Styela clava, 1063 nucleotides. RefSeq lists its product as uncharacterized. Lineage: Eukaryota; Metazoa; Chordata; Ascidiacea; Stolidobranchia; Styelidae. The record is from RefSeq and is a predicted model, not a curated record.